GUCCUAUCCUUUUUAAUCUACUCAAGUUAAAUCGCGCGAUUUAAUUCGCUUUUUCGCCAAUUGUACAGAUAGAGAGAGAGAGAGAGAGAGAGAGAGUUUUUACAUUUUGUUUACCUUUUAAUUAGGUUUUAUCAAGAAGAGGGAGCCUUCUAUAAUUGAAGUUGAUCGAUCAAAGCACCGUUCAAUUGAUUGAUCGAUCCCUAAUUUUGAGAGCGAGAAAGAGGAUAUGGCGAUCCUUUACGCGCUGGUAGCGAGGGGAUCGGUGGUUCUGGCGGAGUUUACUGCGACGGCGACCAACGCUAGCGCCAUUGCAAGGCAGAUAUUGGAGAAGAUACCAGGCAAUAAUGACAGCCAUGUCUCUUAUUCUCAAGAUCGUUAUAUAUUUCAUGUCAAACGCACCGAUGGCCUCACUGUUCUCUGUAUGGCCGAUGAUACCGCUGGAAGAAGAAUUCCUUUUGCGUUUCUUGAAGACAUUCAUCAAAGAUUUGUUAGGACUUAUGGCCGUGCUGUUCAUUCAGCCCAGGCUUAUGCCAUGAAUGAUGAAUUUUCAAGGGUUUUGAGCCAGCAAAUGGAGUAUUACUCAAAUGAUCCAAAUGCUGACAGGAUAAAUAGACUAAAAGGUGAAAUGAGUCAGGUGCGAAAUGUCAUGAUUGAGAAUAUUGACAAAGUUUUAGAGAGAGGAGAUCGUUUGGAAUUGCUGGUUGAUAAAACUGCUAAUAUGCAAGGGAACACCUUCCGUUUCAGAAAGCAAGCUCGUCGUUUCAGAAACACAGUAUGGUGGAGAAACGUCAAGCUUACGAUUGCUUUGAUUGUCCUCCUCCUAGUGAUUGUCUAUGUUGUACUGGCUUUUGUGUGCCAUGGACUUACACUACCUACCUGCCUGAAGUGACAGCUAGCAUUGAGUGAGAUUCUGGCGUGCUUCGUGCCCUUUUUUAGUGUGGGAUAUGACAUUUCUAUUUAAAGUUCCUUUCCUGCAAGUUCUGUUAGUUUUUUUGUCGUGCAAUAUGAAAUGCUUGAAUUGUCUGUGGGCAUAGUUACAGCUUCUGACUGUGACAUUGAUUCUCUUUGAGACAAAUGGGUUGAGGUUGAAUGUCUAGUGAAGCCUUGGCUUGAGUUGUAUUUAUCGUGGGGUAAUUUUUUGGUGUAAAAUCCGUAAGGCUUUGUCA
Molecule: messenger RNA, 1166 nt
Organism: Hevea brasiliensis (rubber tree)
Lineage: Eukaryota; Viridiplantae; Streptophyta; Magnoliopsida; Malpighiales; Euphorbiaceae
Product: vesicle-associated membrane protein 711
Exons: 4
Coding region: 227-889 (220 amino acids)
Biological process (GO): vesicle-mediated transport
Cellular component (GO): membrane
Source: RefSeq, a predicted model, not a curated record